Paramuricea clavata is the source of this 585-nucleotide messenger RNA. The record is from the annotation of a GenBank genome assembly. NCBI's taxonomy places the organism in Eukaryota, Metazoa, Cnidaria, Anthozoa, Malacalcyonacea, Plexauridae.
AUGGUCAAUAACCUGCGAAUCAUUUCUCCCGUCACUAGAAUGUGGAAAUACGUAGACGACGUUUCAACCUCUGAGAGUCUUAGCAGAAAUUGCACCUCUAUCACUCAAACAACCCUUAAUUCAGUUCAGUUGUGGGCUUCCGAUAAUUGGAUGAAACUUAAUAUCAAAAAAUGCAAAGAGCUUCGUGUUAGUUUCCUUGGAGAAACCCAAUUAAUGCCUCUUUUAAUCGAUGGACACCCAAUUGAGACAGUGCGUUCACAUGAAGUACUGGGACUCACGAUCCAAAACAACCUGAAAUGGGAUGAACAUAUCCAUGAAAUAGUCUCGAAGGCAUCCAAACGAUUGCAUAUCCUCCGGGUGUUGCGCCGAAGUGGUAUUCCUCCUGCAGACCUUCUCACUGUGUAUAUUGCGUUAAUACGCUCAAUCCUUGAAUACUCUUGUGAAGUUUGGCACAACUCUAUCUCAUGCUAUUUAUCUGACAAAAGCGAGCCUUGCGUAUUGUAUACCCUGAACAAACUUACAAAGAUGCGUUGCUGUCGGCUGGUAUCACCAAAUUGGAGACUAGACGUGAAGAUCUAUGUUUGA